AUGUGCGGCAUGCUAAGAACCAACUACGAAUGUCCCGACUGCUCCAGCGUAGUCGACGCCCAAGCCGAGCAACUGACGUGCACAAAGGCAACAAACUGGGGCGACUGCGGCAGCACCAGCUCCAGCUCCGACAGCAGGGAUGUUACCAAGAAAGCCGACAAGAUCUGCACGAGCUGCCAGCGGAAGAAGGAUGCUGAGGAGAGGAAGAGGAAGGCUGAGGAGAUGACUGCGCGUGCGUCUGCUGCUAAUGCUUAUAGCAUAUAUUACUAUAAGUAA
Molecule: messenger RNA, 276 nt
Organism: Neurospora tetraspora
Lineage: Eukaryota; Fungi; Ascomycota; Sordariomycetes; Sordariales; Sordariaceae
Exons: 2
Coding region: 1-276 (91 amino acids)
Source: RefSeq, a predicted model, not a curated record